Dujonia railenensis is the source of this 1311-nucleotide messenger RNA. Lineage: Eukaryota; Fungi; Ascomycota; Pichiomycetes; Serinales; Debaryomycetaceae. The record is from the annotation of a GenBank genome assembly.
AUGGUUACGCUUUUCGAAUUGCUGCAGCGACAGCAAGAGGGCGCUGUAGCGAGCUUGGACUCGGGAAUACCUGUAUUGGAUACCUUUCUACCUAGAAACAUCGCCAAUGGUGGUAUUUUUGAUAUACAUGCGGUGCCAGGAUGCAGUGAUCAGUUCGAAAUAGUGUGCAACUUUAUUUGCACUCACCUACAAAAGGAUCCCAGAAAGCAAAUUAUUAUCAUAGACACCUUACAUCCAUUUCCAUUCCAUAAAAUACGACAGAACAAAAACUUUGACACAUCUAUGGCAAAGAGAAUCUCGUGGUACAAUGCAGGAACGUUUUCCAAAUUGUAUGCGCUCUUGGAACAGUUAAACCACAGAGAAGACAUUGUACAUAACAGUAUGGUUAUUAUCAACAAUUUUCAGGAAUUGAUUGAUUUUUACAAGAUGGAAAUAUCGUACCUGUAUGAGCAAAUGCUACUAAAGCAUCAAAUUGAGGUUAACAAUGUCUUACUAGCUAAUGAAGAGAAAAUCAGACAAGAAGGCAGUUUUCCAGUGUUACCAAUAAUACCACCAAAUUCAGAUCUACUAAAGGAAAAUCCACAGAAAAAGUUCAACUCUCAUAUUUCCACGAUUUCUAACCUACUUUCAUCCUUUGUACGAAAUUAUUCGCUGAUAUUUUUGUUACUCGGCUACUUGGACACUCAGUAUGAACAACAAGAGAACAAUGCAAGUAAUAGUAGUGUCAGCUCGCAGAGUUUCAUGGAAACUCAAUCGACUACACAGCUGAUGACACAGUCAAUUUCAAUGAAAAAGCCCAGGAAAUUGGUAUUGGCUCCCAAGCCAACCCCACUAGAUAAAUUUAUUAUAUGUAGGUUGAUAUUUUUCAAGUACUUGGAUGCCAAUGGGAUCGAAGUUGGGGUGAAAGUCCAAAACUAUAAAGAGGACAGGGCAGGAGAGGUAAACAUUUCGGCCGAAUAUCUUUCAGAUAACGAACAAAAAGAACUAGACGAACUAGAUGAAGAAAGAGAAAAAGAUCUUGCUAGAGCAACCUACUUACCUUCUUCUCCAGAAUUGAGUGAGAGUCAGGUAGAUCGGUUCCGUAGUUCAAACAAUUUCAAUUUGCAGCCUACUGGUGCCGACAACGAGCAACUGAAUCAACAACGAACUCCUUCAACAACAGAAAAAGGAGUACCUGUAAGUGUCAACGCCAACGACGAUAUGCCAAAUAACUAUUCAGAUCCAGCCAAUUCAUCUCCACUCUCUGAAAUACCAGACUCCCAAGGUGAUGUUAACGAAAGUCAGGUGCUAUAUAACCUGCAUACAAAAUAG